Cavia porcellus (domestic guinea pig) is the source of this 912-nucleotide messenger RNA. Its product is annotated as olfactory receptor 4C15. The record is from RefSeq and is a predicted model, not a curated record. Bases 1 to 912 code for a protein of 303 amino acids. Gene Ontology annotation, molecular function: G protein-coupled receptor activity; olfactory receptor activity. NCBI's taxonomy places the organism in Eukaryota, Metazoa, Chordata, Mammalia, Rodentia, Caviidae. Gene Ontology annotation, cellular component: plasma membrane. The transcript has a single exon. Gene Ontology annotation, biological process: G protein-coupled receptor signaling pathway.
AUGCAGAACCACAGCUUUGUGACCGAAUUUGUACUCCUGGGGCUUUCUCAGAAUCCAAAUAUUCAGAAAAUAGUGUUUGUUUUAUUUUUGUUUGUCUACACUGCAACUAUUGGCAGCAACAUGCUGAUUGUGGUGACCAUCAUCUGCAGCCCUGCCCUGCUGGGCUCGCCCAUGUACUUCUUCUUGGCUUUCCUGUCCUUCCUGGAUGCCUGCUUCUCUUCUGUCAUCACACCAAAGAUGAUUGUUGACUCCCUCCAUGAGAGGAAAACCAUCUCCUUUGAAGGCUGCAUGAUGCAGCUCUUUGCUGAACACUUCCUUGCAGGGGUGGAGGUGAUUGUCCUCACUGCUAUGGCCUAUGACCGCUACGUGGCCAUUUGCAAGCCUUUACACUACUCUUCCAUCAUGAGCAGGAGGCUCUGUCAUGUUCUGAUGGGCAUAGCCUGGACAGGUGGCUUCUUACAUUCUGUCAUCCAAAUUCUCUUCACUUUCCAGCUCCCGUUUUGUGGCCCCAAUGUCAUUGACCACUUCAUGUGUGACUUGUACCCAUUACUGAAGCUGGCCUGCACUGACACACACAUCUUUGGCCUUUUAGUGGUUGCCAACAGUGGGUCCUUCUGCAUUGUCAUAUUCUCCUUGUUGCUUGUCUCCUAUGGUGUCAUCUUGUUCUCCCUGAGGAAGCACAGUUCUGAAGGGCAGAGGAAGGCUCUGUCCACCUGCGGAUCCCACAUUGCUGUUGUGGUUUUGUUCUUCAUCCCGUGCAUUUUUAUAUAUGCAAGACCUCCAGCUGCCUUCUCCUUUGACAAAAUGGUGGCCAUUUUUUACACCAUGCUAACUCCAUUGCUCAACCCACUGAUUUAUACUUUUAGGAAUAAGGAUGUGAAAAAUGCUAUAAGGAAAGUUUGGAACAGAUGA